Molecule: messenger RNA, 7120 nt
Organism: Cyprinodon variegatus (sheepshead minnow)
Lineage: Eukaryota; Metazoa; Chordata; Actinopteri; Cyprinodontiformes; Cyprinodontidae
Gene: adcyap1r1a
Product: pituitary adenylate cyclase-activating polypeptide type I receptor-like
Exons: 15
Coding region: 299-1765 (488 amino acids)
Biological process (GO): adenylate cyclase-modulating G protein-coupled receptor signaling pathway; cell surface receptor signaling pathway
Cellular component (GO): neuron projection; plasma membrane
Molecular function (GO): vasoactive intestinal polypeptide receptor activity; G protein-coupled peptide receptor activity; peptide hormone binding
Source: RefSeq, a predicted model, not a curated record
CUGAUGAGGUGCGAACCCCGAAGGAACGUUCACCCUUCUGUUUUCCUUUCCUUUCCUCCUCCUCCUCCUCCUCCUCCUCUUCCUCAUCUUCCUCCUCGUCGUCGAGCUGCCGCAGCAGCUGCAGACGCGGUGAGUGGGUCCUGCAGCAGCAGCCGCAGCAGGACGCAGUGAUACCUGACUCCGGACUAAAAACCCGCAAAUACCUAUGGCUUCCUGUGGAGAUAUUUCAGCAUGUGAUUUGAGCCCUUAAUGCUGUUGUGACUCCAAGAACCAGAUUUCAGUAAACAACAAUUCACAUAUGCAGAUCCUGUCAAGCCAUUUGGACACAAGCUCUUCACCAGGCACAAUGAGAGGCUACCUGCUCACUGCAAUUUUCUUUAUGCCCUUGGUGGCAUCCGAGUCCAAGGACUGUAUAAUGAAGCAUGAACAUGAGAAAUGCAUUGAAAUGAUGGAAAUGCACAACCCAGAUGGCCUUGAAUUUGUGUGUCCAUGGAUGUGGGAUAACUUAACCUGCUGGCAGGCUGCUGAUGUUGGAGAAGUUGUGACGGUCAAAUGUCCCGAACUCUUUCAUGACUUCAUGACCCCUGAAGAUGAAAUCGGGAGGGUGAAUCGGAACUGUACAGAAAAUGGCUGGUCAGAACCUUAUCCUCACUAUGUGGAUAUCUGCUUUCUUUACGAAAAUGGAACACAAAAGCCUGACCCAUAUUUUGAAUCAGUCAAAGCCCUUUAUACAGUCGGGUACAGCACAUCACUGGUCUCUCUAACAACAGCCAUGGUCAUUCUCUGCAGAUUCAGGAAGCUGCACUGCACCAGAAACUUCAUUCACAUGAACCUGUUUGUGUCCUUCAUCUUGAGAGCCAUCUCCGUCUUCAUUAAGGACGGCGUGCUGUACGCUCAGGAAGAAAGUGACCACUGCUUUGUGCAUACAGUGGCAUGUAAAGCAGUUAUGAUUUUCUUCCAUUAUUGCGUGAUGUCCAACUAUUUCUGGCUGUUCAUCGAAGGCCUGUAUCUCUUUACUCUGCUGGUUGAGACUUUCUUCCCUGAAAGACGCUAUUUCUACUGGUACACCAUCGUAGGCUGGGGAACUCCUACUAUUUGUGUUACUGUCUGGGCUGUUCUGAGGCUUCAUUUCCAUGACACGGGAUGCUGGGAUACGAAUGAGCAUACUGCCCUCUGGUGGGUGAUCAAAGGACCCAUAGUGGCUUCAAUAAUGAUUAAUUUUGUCCUCUUCGUUGGAAUUAUCAUUAUCUUGGUGCAAAAGCUGCAGUCCCCUGACAUUGGAGGAAAUGAGUCCAGCAUUUAUCUCAGCUGUGCUCAGAAAUGCUUCAGUGAGCCCACACAGGCUGUUCAGCAUUCGUGCAGGAUGUCAGAGUUAUCCACCAUCACACUUCGUCUAGCACGCUCCACUCUUCUUCUCAUCCCCCUGUUUGGGAUUCACUACACUGUGUUCGCCUUCUCGCCUGAGGAUGUGAGCAAGAGGGAGCGGCUGGUCUUUGAAUUGGGUCUUGGAUCCUUCCAGGGCUUUGUGGUAGCUGUUCUCUACUGUUUCCUUAAUGGAGAGGUGCAGUCAGAGAUCAAGAGGAAAUGGCGCAGUUGGACGGUGAACCGGUACUUUGCUGUGGACCUGAAGCAGCAGAGGCACCCUUCGUUAGCCAGCAGUGGGGUGAAUGGCGGAACUCAGCUGUCGAUCCUCAGCAAGAGCAGCUCGCAGAUACGUAUGUCCAGCCCACUGGCGGAGAACGCCAACAUCAGCCUGCCGACCUGAACGUCUGAUUGUCCAGAGUCAACUUCAAGGUGCCGUUCCACUUACAGUAGACCAACCAGAGCAGACCAAAGUGGCCCCUUGCAACCCUUAUAUUUUCUAUUUUAUAAAAAUGAAAACGGUCAAUGAAGAUAAAAACCAUUUUACUAGAGAUUUUUAUUUGGGUAUAUAAGAAUUACAAAUACUGGAGGUGGUAUUUUUUUUUUUAUUAUUGCAGCACCUUAUCAUUUUAGAUAAAUCUAAUUCAAUUCCAAUUCCCUAUAAGCAAGAUAUUCUUAGAAAUACAAACAGAGGGAUUGUGCAAAAGAAAUACACUAAUUAAACGGUGAUGCUUUAAUGUUAAAUGUUUGAGGGUCAAGUUUGAUCUGUUUGUGUAACCUAAAUGUGCUUCAAAGUGCCAUACAGUUCGCCCGACUCGAUAUCACUACAGUCCAAAGUUAAAAGACAACCAAAAGCUCGCCUUGCUUGUAGAAAAUGCUCAACGUUUAUAUGUACAUGUUUCACCUUGAAUUUAAACAUGUUUCUACAAUCAGCCGUAAGUACAGAGUAUGUCAAAAAUAGAAAAUACACAUAUAUAUAUAUAUAGCUUAUGGGUUGUGUGUAAAUAAUUACUUUUAGUGUCUAGAUUAGAUCUCUUUAGCAUAGCAGUGUUUGGUAAAAACCUUUUCAAAUAAAAGGAACUGGAGCCCAAAUCUGUAGACUCCAUCGUGUAUGCAGGGGAACCAGUAGAUCAUGCUCUCUCAAUUUAAACUGUUUUCCUUUUUAAAAAGGAAAAAAGGAAAACAUAUAAUAUAAAAGAUAAGAGAUUAACUGCACAGUAUCAAUUACUGAAUUUUGUACGACUUUUUGAUUUGUUUUGUCCUCCCAAAUGGAUAAUUCACAUAUGGGAGCACUGGUCUUUUUGUCCUGUUUUGCAUUUUGUAUUCAUGCAGAUUUGUUCAUUUCCUUAGCCUAAUUUUUAACGGUACGAAAUGAUACUGUCUGCCACAGGACACUGUAUGCUGGCCAUGAAUCAUUUUAUAGCUGCCAGGAGGAUGUUGAGCACUGAUGAUGUCACUUAGGUUUGUACCAUUUGCUUAACAUCAACUCUAACAUCAAAAAUGUGAUUAUAUGACUUCAAUAGCUACUGUAUAUGUGCCGUCAGCAUGCCACUUGGUUAUUUGGGUUUGGCUGGAGCUCAUAAUCCUUUAUAUUUCAUAUCAAUAACUUGGAAUGGAGGGAAUUACACUGGCUUCAGACAAUAACGACACACAACUAAAAAGUGACAUAUGAGCAUUUCAAAAUCAUUAAUCUCAAUUAUUCAUUUCAACAACAUAGAUAUUCCUACAUUUAUGCUGGGUAUUUACAGUACAUUGGCGUGACAUAAUUUUUUGUAUUAUUUGAAAAGGAAGGAAGAAAAUAGUUACAAAUUCGAGAUGCACCAAUCCAUUUUUUUCUGAUACCUGGCCUGACCGUAUCUGCCGAUAUCUGAUAUGAUCUUAUUCAGCUGUUUAACGAAUGAAUAUUAAAUCUUGCCAUGUGACUGAAGGCGUUAGCCUCGACAUAAACAUUUAUAAAAAAAGGUAAUUAACACAGAUAUAAAUGUACUUUAUAUUGUUUAUUGACAAAUAAGUAGAAAAAAAGAAAGAAAUAACCGUUCUUUGUAAAGUGGAUUGGAUUGGAUAUCUGAUAUCCGAUAUCAAUCACAGAUAAUCGAUCCAGCUAAUUAGUUAAUCUCGGAGACAAUAUCUGAUCCAGGUAUCGAAUCACUGCAUCUCUAGUAAAAACUUGCAAACGGAACAAUGUGAGCCAUUAAACUACUCAAUGGGAUCUGGUUUUCUUCACCAUAGAUUUCAACAAAAUUAGAAUUUGUUAUCUGUGAACAUGAACGGUUUAAAACAGUCUAAUCUUCCCAAAAAUGUUGUCAUCUGCCAUAAUUUUAUAAAUGCUGUUUUUAUUAUGGGUGUUUAUACUAUGUGCACACCUGGUGAGCUUACGUCCAUGGUGCCAUCUUUACACAGCUCCUUUUUCAAUUUGAUUAGACACCUCAUACUCCGAAGUGCCUACUCAUCCAAACAGCUGUCACUUUAAAUAUUACUAAACAUAAAGUCGAAUCAAGUCACUUUAGAAUAUACAGUGAGAAUAUACAGUGUAGUGUGUUUCUUUCUGAAUAGAACGAUUUUUAAAGAUGUUAAGCCCCUUUCCUUAUCAAAUAAUAUUAAAAUAAAGAUAUAGUUUUUCAUGUCUGGUUAUCAGAGCUGUUUUCAUCGCUUCUGCUAUUUCUAAAUUUUUAUUUCAUCACCCAACCAAUUGGCUUCAAAUUAUAAACAUAAAUGUUGUCAGUGAUCAAGAUAGGCUUUAAUUUCUCCGCUACUGACAAUCGCAUUUGAGUGUUACUUUGUAUAAUUUUUUGUGGUCAAACCAUCUAAAAAGAAAUUACUGUACAAAUGGAAACAGAGUUCAGUAUAAACUUGAAAGGAUGUACAUAAGAGUGGUUUUCCCUCAUGUUUUUAAUUUAAAUUUGAAUCUUUUUCUCAUACAAGUAGAUUGUUAGAUAAAUGUAUCUUUGAAUUCUAAUUUAUUAUACUGUGAAACAGAUAUGGAUGUAUAUUUAUUUUCCAUUGAUCAUGUGCAAUGUAACCUAUUGACUCGUGUAGUAUACAGAGCUUUUUGUCUGUAACAUAGAUGUCUGAUUUUAUUACACUAACUAAUGCGGACUUAGUCAAAGUGCUAUAAAGAUUGUGUCCAUCUGAAAAAUUGGGUCUAAAAUGACUUACCAGUAAUAAAAAACAAGAUGGUAGGAGUGUGUCAAAAUAUAUAGAAUAGGAACUUGAACACUGCUUCAGGUGUGAAUGGGGGGUGUGAUAAAAGACAACUCUGCUGCUUAUGUGUUUCUGUCACCAGCAUUCUGAGUCUGAGCCUCAGAAAGAAACGACCAUGUUUUAAUGCUGUUACUGUCUGUGAAAAAAGACCAUACCUGUGCUGUGCAUUUGUGUACCACUAGAUGGAAGCAAAACUUUAUAAUAGAGGUGAAGUAUAAAAGGAGGAUGUUUUUAUUUAUUAUUGUAGGCUUUGUAUUAUGAAUUUGCAGGAAAAAUACGAGUAGAAAGAGGGAAUCUCUAAUCUCAGCUACUAUACUUGUAUAAUUAAUGAAACAAAUGCUUGUUUACUGUUUUACAUACAUUACUAGACAAGCCAUAUAAACCGUAUCCAAGCUUAAUUUGAAAUUGACAUGUUUGUUAUUGUAUAAAUACACAUCUCAGUCUCUUAAUUAAAACAAAAUCGUUAUUUAAGAUAGUUACGGCUAUAUUUUAUAUGAUUCUUGGGCUUUUCAGUCAAGUUGGAGACUUAAUUUAUCAUACCAUGAAUAUUUUUCUUUGUUUUAAAUUUUGGGAACUUGUAAAAAAAAAAAAAAAAAGACAACAGAAAAUAAUCCUACAGUACAUGUUAUUAUAAAGAUAAUGCCAAACUGUCUUUGACAUCAUAUUUUAACAUUAUAUUUUAAGAUCAUUCAGGUGACAUCUUGGCCAUGUUCACCCUGCAGGCAAACGUUAAUUCUGAUCUUUCAGCACAGACUUGACACAUCUGAUUUUUUUCAUGUCAGUCCGAACCCCUUAAGUGUGCCACCCCAUAUGUGGUUUUAAACUGGUUCGACUGUUUUUAAAGCAUAUGGAGUCUGAACAGUCAUAUUGAAUUUCUUCUUACUUUAAAAUCAUUAUUUUGGCUUCCACUACACACCCAAACAGACCUGCCUCACCUCUCUUCAUCUUAAUAAUUGUCAUAAUAAAGAAACCAACAUUUGUUAUGACUUUUAUAAACAGAGCGCUCUUAUGGGUCUGCCCUCUGCACAUGUGGGUGGCUUUGGGGUUAUGAAUCCCUCAGACCAAUGUCUGACGGUAGUCGCAAUAAAACAUAGUGUGACCUACUAUGGAAGAACUAAAGCCUACCGGGGACAAUGGCCAAUAAGUAAACAGCAGUCUAUUCACAUUACAUUUUAGCCCUGGUCAGCCCCGAGGUGAAUUGUUGCCAAUCUGUACCAAGAAAGCACCAAGUUGAAAAAGUCAAUAACAGAAACUAAGUUGAGGAGCCGGCCAGCAUAGAUCCAAGUGACAAUAUCUUUGAGUUGUACAUCGCUGAUUGGGUUUAGAAAGGAGGAUGUGAUGACUUAUGGUUUAUAUUGGCUUUAAUAUUUAAAAGCAUUAACAAAAAGGAAAUCUUAUGACUAAAGGGUUUAGUUAGUAAUACCAGCUUGAAAAGUUCAAUUAACAUGAAAAAUGUUAUAUUAACCUAAAUGAGAUGUGCUAGUUUAUUUAUUGCUGGACAAUACUUUAGUUUGAAUUGCAUAGCAAUACUUUCUAAAGUAUAGAUGCAGUUUGUAGCAAUACUGGCCUAAUUUACCUUUUUAUAACUAUAGCUAGACAAGAGCAUGAAAUUGCUUUAGCUAUAUUAGUCACUAGGUAAUAGAUAAGUGAUCAUAUUUGAAGCAGUUUGGGUACAGUUUACAAGUUUUACAAAUUCCCCUCUUUUUAUUUCAUAGAUGAAAAUUUAUCUUAGUGUAAUGCAGAAUGAAUCAUACUCACCUUUUUAGAAGAGUUAACAUCAAUCAUCCACAUCCCGACUAAAAAUAAAGGCUUAAUUUGGGGUGACUAAAAAGCCAGAGUUGUAAAGGUAAAAUCACCAUCAGCUGAGAUCUCCUUUAUAAAGACAUUUUCCAAAUAAGUAGGCCGUUUAUUUAACAGAGUGGGUUGCUUAAUUAAUCUAAUUAGCUUCAGUAAUUGACUACCACCUGAUUCUUACUGAAAGGAUAUGAACGACUGUAAUUGCAGAAUUGUCCAGACUCUUGUUUGAACUGUAUUUUGUGAUGCAUCUGUGCGUACAUGCAGUUUCUUCAACUGUUGUGGCUUGCUGAGCCAGUUUGGUUAAGUCAUGUGUGUGUGAGUUCUACCGAUUGUCAAUGAAUUUUUGAAUGUAGUUAUUGCUUCUCAGCUGCUCUUAGAUGUUUCUUGCUAUCACUUUGCUCUGGUGUACAAAUGAUGUCUUUUCUCUAUCAUAAAUAGUGUAUAUUUUUGCCAUACAGGUGGAUUUCUUGACUAAAAUCUACAAUGUUUGUGACAGUGUUUUUGUAAAGUUGUUUAUGGUCCAGUUUUGGAGUGUAUGUGAAUGACUGGAAAAGAGAUAGAAUGUAUUCUGUAAGCAUGUAAACGUAAUGCCAAGCAUUCAAAAGAAUAAAAACUUAGAUGUUGAAAAGUAAUGUACAAAUUUUCAUCAACUUGUGUUCAACCUGUAAUAUUGAGUCAUGUAUAAGUGUUCUGAUGUCCAACAUCCACGUCUACUGGUGUUAACUAACUGCAAAAUAAAUUUGUGGUACGUUGUUGUACU